AUGGUAACAUACAAAGGAAUUGAACAAGAAUUAAAUGAUGCAAAAGGGAAUAGUAAAAAUUUGAAAGAGGAAAUAGGUGAAUUUGAAAAAAAGAAGGAAGAAUUAAAGGAAAAGGAACAUUUUUGGAGAAGGCAAAUGAAGGAGUGGAGAAAGAGGUUGAGAGAGUUCGGUGGAGAGAAGUGUUCUUCUAUUAAUAAUCAAGCUGUGGAUAAAUUUCAAUAUUACCAACUAUAUGUGAAUAAAUAUUCUAAAGCUUCUGAUAAAGAAAAAGUAGCCUUUAUGGAUUUUAUCUCACAGAAUGUGUCAGAGUGUCCUAAAGUUUCCUAUGAAGAGGUAGUAAAAGCAUUUCAAGAAUCACAAGCUAGUGGCAUAAAAAAAUCAAAAUUAUUAAAGAAAAUUGCAGAAGACAUUAGAACCAUAUACUGCUAUUUUUGUGAUCAUAAUUCAAGUGAAUAUCCACCAAGAUCAUAUAUUGCUAAUGUACUAUUAUCUAAGUUUAGAGAUGAAAAUGAUGCUUUAUCUACCUAUCUUGCUUAUUUUUGCACAUGUACUCAAAAAUCACAGGAAUUCAAAGAUUCAAAGGGAUGGUUUGAAUAG
This is a messenger RNA of Funneliformis caledonium, 597 nucleotides long. The record is from the annotation of a GenBank genome assembly. Lineage: Eukaryota; Fungi; Glomeromycota; Glomeromycetes; Glomerales; Glomeraceae.